GUCCGAUUCGCCCUGUCUUCCGCGCAGGCGUCCGUAACCACAGCUGCAGCCUCACAGCACGUGCCCGAGGCAAGCUGAAUUUUUCUCCUGCGGCUGUCAAUCGCUGCCUGGACAAUCCUCGUCCACCGCGAGUUCUAGCGAAAUAGCCAAUGGAUAACACUCCAGGAAGUAGCAUGGGGGAAUGGCUCGUCCAUGCAUUGCACAUAGCCUGUCCUCUUGCAAUUGUCUUGUUGUUCGCGACAAUCCCAGCAGUGCGCUUGCUGACGCAGGUGAAGAGCAAACGAUCGAGCUAUAUCAUCGCCAAGAAGGCAAGGAACACGCUGCUUUUCGUGUCUCCAAUUGUUUGUUUAACAUUUGUGUCGGAGGCAAUUCUGUAUCCGCUACGGAGUCGAUUUGCGUCUCCAGAUGUCUUAGGCCGAAAUUCCAUGGGCUAUGCUCUAGUGUCGAUUCUGGUAUGGGCUACUGUGAGCGUCGUGCUCGUGGAAAGCAAGUCUCCAUUUUGGCCUGCGUAUAUUAUCGCCUGGACUUUUGGUACUAUCAUCAACAUUGGACUCAUCUCGCUUUCCUUUGGGAAUAUUUCUCUCGAGAAUAGUUGGUAUAUCGCCUGGUUGUCUGUCCAUGCUGCUCGCGUGGUCGUCCUGCUCGCAGCGUCGAUCUACACGCUCUGCUCCAUCCAGCGCGAUGACACGAAUGGAAGUGGUGUCGACGAGGAGAGACAGAGCCUACUUGGAGGCGCAUAUUCGCGCUCGCGACAUGAUGCCGAUUCCCAUUCUACCAGGAUGUACGGUUCCAUCCCUGGGGAUGAUAGAGAAGGCAGCAGUCUGAGGGAGGACGAGGAAGACGGUGAUAAUGACGAUGAGAGGGAGAUAAAGGAGCAGCAGCAGCGGAGGCUCGAGGAGAAAGGAGGCUGGCUGGGAUACCUGAGGAGUUUUGUUAUCUUCCUUCCGUACAUUGUGCCGUACAAGGAUCUACCGACGCAGCUAUGGCUGGUUAUCAUGGCAAUCUGCAUGGCCGUUGAUCGUGUCCUCACGCUCAUGAUCCCACGACAGCUGGGCAUUCUCACCGAGUCUCUGAGCGAAAUGGCGGUAACGGGUUCUGUGCCGUGGAAGGAAAUUGCUGUCUGGGGCGUUCUACAAUUUCCUCUUUCCGCGUGCACACGCAUGCUCGAGUCUAUGGCAUCUCUUCGUGUCUCGCAGUAUGCUUACCGAAGGCUCACAGGAGCUGCGUUUGAACACGUCAUGACGCUUUCCAUGGAUUACCACACAACCAAGAGCUCAGGAAGAGUGGUUAAAGCGAUCGAACAAGGCAGCAAUCUUAGCUCCGUUCUGGACAGCGUAUUUGGCGUCGCCCCGAUGGCCAUCGAUUUUGUCGUGGCUAUCGUUUACCUCACGUCCUACUUCGAUUCGAGCCUGGGAUUCAUCAUCGUCGCUACGGCUAUGGUGCACGCGUACGUUGCAUUCAAGGGGAACAGACUGACCAUGGCUUAUGAGCGGGACCUCAAUGAAACCAGCCGUGGUGAGAAUGAGACACUCUAUGACUCCAUUACAAACUGGCCGACUGUGGCGUACCACAACCGUGCAAAAUUCGAGCAGGAGCGCUAUUCGCAAUCGGUAUGGAAAAACCUCCUAGCUCGACGACGAUACUUUGAUGCCUUUGGCUACAUAAGCGCUACUGAGAGUUUUGUGAUGGACGCUGGCCUUGUGGCUGCAUGCUCGAUGGUGGCCAUGCGAGUUGCCGCUGGGACAGCCAAGCUCAGCAGUUUUGUGUUUCUCAUUUCGUACUGGGACUCAAUCCGGUCGCCGUUGUAUAGCUUAUCAUGGACAGUGAGGGAGAUGACUACGCAUGUGAUUGAUGCGGAAUGGCUGUACCAACUGCUGCACACCAAGCCAUCGGUGGAGGACAAGAAGGGGGCCAGAAACAUCCAAUGGAAAGGCGGACGGGUCGAGUUCAGGAAUGUCAACUUUGCGUAUGGCGUGGACCGGCCCAUCAUACAAGAUAUGUCGUUUACAGUCGAGCCGGGCCAGAACAUUGCCCUGGUGGGUGAGACCGGUGGCGGCAAGUCUACAAUACUCAAGCUGCUAUACCGUUUCUACGACGUAUCCGAUGGCAGUGUCAUUAUCGACGGCCAAGACAUCCGCGAUGUCACUCUAGAUAGCCUCCGAGAGAGCCUGGGUGCUGUGCCACAGGACCCCUCCGUGUUCGACCAGACCAUCAUGGAGAAUAUCAUCUAUGCGCGCCCCGGCGCGAGCGAAGCCGAUGUCAUCGAAGCCUGCAAGAGUGCGCAUAUCCAUCACCAAAUCAUGAAGUUUCCAGACGGCUACAACACCCGUCUCGGAGAACGUGGAGUGCGCCUCUCAGGCGGCGAAUUGCAGCGUCUAGCAAUUGCAAGAGUCAUCCUGCGUCAGCCGCAGAUUGUGGUUCUGGACGAGGCGACAAGUUCGGUUGAUUCGGAUACCGAGGCCGUCAUACAACAGGCAAUUCGGACCCUCGGCCAGGGCAGGACGGUGUUCACGGUGGCACACAGGCUGAGCACUGUCGUAAGCGCAGAUCUGAUCCUGGUGAUUAAUAAUGGGAGAGUGGUUGAGCGGGGAACGCAUAAGGAAUUGCUAGAUCUGGGAGGGAAGUACUCGCAGCUGUGGUUGAAGCAGACAUCUGUGGAAUAAUUCCGUUCUAUAUGUUGCCAGUACAACAUCUUCCACAAUAAAGCAAUUCUUUGAUGGGGACCCAGAGACGGUCUGCAGCCUACCGCCAAUUCUGCUGUUUCUAAUCAAUCGCAUCGACCGUGAUGGCAUUACCCAACCGAAGCAUAGGCACGGUGCAUGACUAUAAAAUGGAACCUUGCGGCAGCUGGGCGAGUACAGAGGAUGCUAGUGAAGAAUAUGACGUUUCCCCAUGGAAACCAAAUUAUACGAUGCGCUGCUGAUACUAUACCUGCAUUUCGUGACUUGGGAAAAUCGAUGGAUCAUGCACAGCUAGAUCUAGACGUCAAUCGACUGUAUAAUACUUUGAACUAUAUGGAUAAUCCUAUUACACCUGAAGUCAUUUUGCCAUCUUGCUUUUUGGGUCGUGGUUGAACUCCUUCUCGACGGGUCCCAUACCAUUCUACCAUCGUGCAAGGGACCGACCGAAGAAAUGCUGGACAGCGUAUUCUAUAAGAACGCCAUAAGUCCGUCUAAUCCUGGCCAAAGAAAUGCUACAUGCGCAUUCUAGACACCCCAUUCGCCUUGGUUAUAUCAGGACUGCGACGUCUGCUGGUUUUGCGAAGGGCCUUCGUCCAGUACCCACGACAUUACUUGACACCCAAACUUAGUUCAUUAUGGGGCCAUCCUUUCGUGCAAUUGGUGUUUGAGUCUCUCGUGUUUGUCUUUGCUUCUCCCUUAGUAGAAAUCGAGUCUGGAGAGAUCGCCACGGACCGUCUUCUAUGCUCCGAAGGGGGAACACCGUAGGUCUUGGGGGAAGGAGAGGAAAACAUCGAACAUAGUCAAUUAAUUGAAAUCGCAGUUGAGAUUACUCUUUUCCCGAAAAAGAAAAAAAUUGGGCUACCUUCUCUCGGGUUCGCGGCAUGGUUUGCGUGGAAUAGUAUAGAUAGGGCAACGGACAGAAAGUACAGAAGGUAUGCAAUCUCCACAGCAGCAUAGCUCGAACAGCUGAACACUCCAUUGAAAGCAAAGUACACUAGAUGAGCAGACAAGAAUAUAUAAGACCAAGAUGCA
This is a messenger RNA of Monascus purpureus, 3713 nucleotides long. Lineage: Eukaryota; Fungi; Ascomycota; Eurotiomycetes; Eurotiales; Aspergillaceae. The record is from the annotation of a GenBank genome assembly.